AUGGCCUCCUCUUCCAACAUAGACGCGCUCCCCUACUACGAUAAGCAGGUCGAAGUACCAGGCGAGUUUCCCGCUUCCGCCAAAGCUGCUGCUCAGGCUUUGAUUGAGGCCGAGCUCAGGCAGACUCCACAAAUAGCCUCGGAUGAUCCGCGAUUACCGCCAGAUGUCGCUGUAUUUCCUAAAUCAGCCGGCUUGACGCAGUUGCUCGAGAACUACGAGUCACAUCCAAUUCGCGGGAUAGAUGCGAGCAAGUAUGCUCCUCCAAGCGCAGCGGAGGGCGCGUCGUUAGAGGAUCUGGUCGCUGCGGAGAGACAAGGAAGAAUAGGGGAGGGACAUAUGGAUUUAAGAAACGACAACAUCUCAGUCCUCUCAAACUACGGUCCCAACGCCUACCUCGUCCGAAACUAUCAGCUCAACUCUCAGCUCACCGAGCUCAACUCGGUACUCGGGGACUUGAAGGAGCAGGUGACGGAGGUGAACCGGAAAAGGAGGGUGUUCCAGGAGGACACGGGUGUACAUUUGGGAAAGCUGGAAAGCAGGUGGCAGGAUCUGAUUUCGAGCACGGUGCAGCUGGAGAUGGCGUGUAGGGCGAUGGAUGGGGAGGUGAAGGGGCUGAGGAGAAAGGAGGAGGAACUGAGAACGGAGGUGGCGGAUCUGGAAGCGCAGCAAUAA
Messenger RNA from Dioszegia hungarica, 672 nucleotides. Its product is annotated as Pre-mRNA-splicing factor SPF27. NCBI's taxonomy places the organism in Eukaryota, Fungi, Basidiomycota, Tremellomycetes, Tremellales, Bulleribasidiaceae. Gene Ontology annotation, cellular component: precatalytic spliceosome; catalytic step 2 spliceosome; Prp19 complex. Gene Ontology annotation, biological process: mRNA processing. The transcript is spliced from 4 exons. The record is from RefSeq and is a predicted model, not a curated record. Bases 1 to 672 code for a protein of 223 amino acids.